AUGUCGGAUCAUAUUCCUCCCGAAGUUGUCUUCCAAAUCCUAAUUCGAUGUGAAGUACCCACCGUUCUUCGUUGGAGGUGCGUGUCCAAACAAUGGCGGGCUGUGAUAGAUGACCCUGAUUUCAUCAAACAUCAUACAAAUAAUUCUAUCACCUUUAUCACCGAUUAUUCUUCAUAUUGCAUCGAUAUAGGUGAAGUACUCUACACAUUAGAUUUGGAAGCUUCCGGCCAGCUUUACUCCAAGUCACCCGAUUUGUGCAACAUUUUACUUGAUUCUGAAUCUUGGUACUUUGUUGGUUCUUGCAACGGUUUGCUUUGUCUACAACAAACAGAUUCCCUUGAAGCUUUGAUACUGAAUCCCUGCACUCUAGAAAAGUUGCGCAUUUCAAAUGAUUUGCCGAGUUGUUUCAGCGAUCAAGAGAGAACUGAUGGCAUUAGGAUUGGAUAUGUUGAAACAGGAGAGACAAAAGAGCUUGCUAUGCCUUACUUCAUUGAUUAUGGAAUUUCUUAUAUGGGAAUGCUUACUGGUGGAGCCUUGCAUUGGUUAGUUAGGAGAUCUGAUGGUUCGACAGGAAAAAAGAGGGUGAUUUUGGGUUUUGAUCUUGGGACUGAGGAAUUUAGAGAGCUGCCACAGCCUGAAUAUUCUGCUACUGAUUGUAAAAUCAGCAUGAGUUUGCUAGGAACAUGGCUAUGUAUAUGUGCUAACGAUGGAGACCAACUGGAUUUUGAUAUUUGGGUGAUGAAAGAAUAUGGUGUUACUGAAUCAUGGACUAAGCUUUUUUCUAUUCCUUAUGCAACUACAUUUCUGACUUCUGUUGUUAAGACAGUGAAGCCAUUGGGGUUCUCAAAGAAUGGUGGUCAAGUUUUGUUGGAUUUUGUAAAACAAGGUGAAUGGGGUAGAUGUUUAGUUUGGUAUGAUAUUAAGAAGAAAAAACUUGAAAAGAUAAUGAAGGAAACAUGUUCGUUUGAAUCUAUUAUAUGUUUGAGAUGUCUUACUCUGCUUCCAUCAAUCCAUUCUCGCAGAGGCGGAUGCAUGUAUUAG
This is a messenger RNA of Mercurialis annua (annual mercury), 1041 nucleotides long. RefSeq names its product F-box protein CPR1-like. Lineage: Eukaryota; Viridiplantae; Streptophyta; Magnoliopsida; Malpighiales; Euphorbiaceae. Bases 1 to 1041 code for a protein of 346 amino acids. The record is from RefSeq and is a predicted model, not a curated record. The transcript is spliced from 2 exons. Gene Ontology annotation, molecular function: protein binding.